Anolis sagrei ordinatus is the source of this 3689-nucleotide messenger RNA. It is a transcript of the gene KCNK9, whose product is annotated as potassium two pore domain channel subfamily K member 9. The record is from RefSeq and is a predicted model, not a curated record. Gene Ontology annotation, biological process: potassium ion transmembrane transport; stabilization of membrane potential. Gene Ontology annotation, cellular component: plasma membrane. Gene Ontology annotation, molecular function: potassium ion leak channel activity; outward rectifier potassium channel activity. NCBI's taxonomy places the organism in Eukaryota, Metazoa, Chordata, Lepidosauria, Squamata, Anolidae.
GGAGGAGGAGGAGGAGAAGCACAGACUCUGUGCCCGGGGCAACAGCAACAGUCGCAGCCCUUCCCAAGGCAGUCUGUGCCCGGCCACUCUUUGGAGGCGCUUCAGCACCCUGGAGAGCAGCGCCGCCGGGAGAAGGCCAGUCCCUGCUGUUGCUUGGAGGAGUUUCAGAACCCUGGACAGCGGUCCUGCCAAGGAAAUCCCCGUCAGCACUCCUUCCGAGGCGACUCCAUCUCUGGCCGCUCUUUGGAGACAUUUCAGGACCCUGGACAGCAGCACCUCCAAGGGAACUUCCUCUCCUAUUCGGAGACGUUUCAGGACCCAGGACAGCAGCCUUUGCUAGGCAACUCCAUCCCUGGACCACCUUUGGAGCCCUUUCCCCACCCUAGGCUGCAUCUCUUCCAGAGUAACUCUUUGGAGAAGGUUAAUAACCCCCCUGGAGAGCUGCCCUUCCAAGGCCACUCUUUGGAAACAUUUCAGGACCCUGGACAGCAGCACCUCCAAGGGAACUUCAUCCCCUGUGGCUGUUCAGGGACUUUUCAAGACUCGCAAAGAAACUCCAUCCCUGGAGCACCUUUGGAGGCCUUUCAGCAUCUUUUCCAGAGUAACUCUUUGGAGAAGGUUAAUACUCCUGCUAGAGAGCGGCCCUUCCAAGGCCACUCCACCCCUGGUCACUCUUUGGAGACAUUUCAGGACCCUGGACAGCAGCGCCUCCAAGGGAACUUCAUCCCCUGUGGCUGUUCAGGGACUUUUCAAGACUCGCAAAGAAACUCCAUCCCUGGAGCACCUUUGGAGGCCUUUCAGCAUCUCUUCCAGAGUAACUCUUUGGAGAAGGUUAAUAAUCCUGCUAGAGAGCGGCCCUUCCAAGGCCACUCCACCCCUAGUUGCUCUUUCCCGCACCCUGGUAGCCCCGUCACCGGCCACCCUUUGCCCUUGGCCCCCGUGGGUGGUUGCCUGUGUUGCGCCCUGUUGAACCCACGGGCGGCCAGGAGGGGACAUGGUCCCUCCUGUGGGUCCUUCCUGGAGGCCAUGAAGAGGCAGAACGUGCGGACUCUCUCCCUGAUCAUCUGCACGUUCACCUACUUGCUGGUGGGAGCGGCUGUCUUCGACGCCUUGGAGUCCGAGCACGAGAUGCGUGAGGAGGAGCAGCUCAAAGCCGAGGAGACCCGGCUCAAGGGGAAGUACAACAUCACCAAUGACGAUUAUCAGCAGCUGGAGGAGAUCAUCAUGCAGUCGGAACCGCAUCGGGCCGGGGUCCAGUGGAAAUUUGCAGGGUCUUUCUACUUUGCCAUCACAGUCAUCACCACCAUAGGUUAUGGGCAUGCUGCUCCAGGAACAAAUGCUGGGAAGGCUUUCUGCAUGUGCUACGCUGCCCUGGGCAUUCCGUUGACCCUGGUUAUGUUCCAGAGCCUUGGCGAACGCAUGAACACCUUUGUCAAGUACCUCUUGCAACGGAUGAAAAAGUGCUGCAGGAUGAGGAGCACCGAUGUGUCCAUGGAGAACAUGGUGGCCGUUGGGUUCUUCUCCUGCAUAGGGACCCUCUGCAUAGGAGCAGCGGCCUUUUCCCAAUGUGAGGAGUGGAGUUUUUUCCAGGCCUUCUAUUACUGUUUCAUCACAUUGACUACAAUAGGGUUUGGGGACUACGUGGCCCUUCAGACGAAGGGAGCCCUUCAAAAGAAGCCGCUCUAUGUGGCGUUUAGCUUUAUGUACAUCCUAGUGGGAUUGACAGUCAUUGGGGCAUUUCUCAAUCUGGUUGUUCUCAGGUUGUUCAUGAACAUUGAAGAGGAGAGACGGGAGGCAGAAGAGCGAGCCUCCCUGGCAGGGAACCACAAUAGCAUGAUCAUUCACAUCCAAGAGGACUCCCAACACGGUCGGCCUCGGUAUAAGGCCGAAGUUGCUGACCUCCAAUCUGAUUGUUCAUGCAUGUGCUACAGGUCCCACGAAUACACCAGUCGGAUGGUGUCCCACCAAAACUCCUUCAGCUCCAAGCUGAACCUCCAGUACUUUCACUCCAUCUCCUAUAAGAUAGAGGAGAUCUCACCAAGCACAUUAAAAAAUAGCCUUUUCCCCUCUCCUGUCAGCUCCAUCUCACCUGGGUUACACAGCUUUACAGAUAGUCACCGGCUGAUGAGACGGCGGAAGUCCAUUUGAAAUCGUUUGCCUUUGGAAGUUUUGAUCUUUUAUUCCUAAGGGUUUGGUGUAUGUUUUUUUUAAAUGACAACAACAGAAAUUCCUUUACAGCUAAUAAAGGAAAGAAGAAUGCAAAGGGAAAGACCUUCCUCCAUUGAAACUCAGCUCUGGAGCAUGAAGCAUGGAUGAACCUUUUUCUUUUUUCCAGCAACGUAUGCCUUACAUGAAGCCCCCUCCUCGGUAGUCCAAAAAGAUUCGAGGUGAUGGGAAGUGGGUAUCCAAAUUCCAAAGUUGCACACAUCGCUGGGAGGUUUUUAGUGCCAGUCGGCAUGUUUGACCUAACAAACUCUUUCUCUUCUGUCACAAACAGGUCGCUCUGUGUGUGUGUAUAUGUGUGUAUGUGUCAAAGAGAAGAUGGGUGCGUCUCUGUGUGUGGAGCGUUUGAGUACGAAUGCACACGCACAAAUUCUACUACCAGUGCCAUGUGACUAACAAGAGUAUAUAUUUAAGCAUCAGGUAUUGGUUUCCUUUUAUACCUUUCUUCCUUUGAAGAAUUUGUUUUCUGGCCUGCUUUUGGCUUCCAGAAAAAAUAAAAUAAAAUAUUCGGGGCGGGGUGGAAGAAAAGCUGGGAACCCUUUUAUUGUUUGCUGAGUCAAGCAUGCGCCAGAAACAAGUCAAUAUAUCGAGUGUAUCAUGAUAAGACUUUUUUAAAGUGCUAGGUUUUAUUAGAUUGUAUUAACGAUUUUCUUAAAAUUUAAAAAAAGAAACAAAGUGGGGGAAGAAGGAUUGCUUUUGCUUGCCAGGCCAAAUCCUUGCAAAACUAUUUUUUUAAAGUAAAAUACAGCAUGCGUUUUGUAAAACUGAUAUGCAUUAUAAAAAUACAAGAGGAAAACAAAACCCUAUCAAUGGAAUUCAUACGCAACUGCAAAGAACAUGGAUUUAAAAUACAUUUGCGUUAAUUAUGUGUUGUUCUAAGUAUUUGUCAUGUCCAUAGAGUUUUUUUCCUGCAUGCAUGUAUAUGUGUGUGUGUGAGUUCAUCUACAUUACAAAGUUAUAUCAGUUUGAUUGUACUUUGUUGCAUUUCAUCCUACAGAAUCCUGGGAUUUGUAAUUUGGCGAGGUACCGUGUAUACUUGAGUAUAAGCCGAGGCACCUAAUUUUACCACAAAAAAAGAACAAAAACAAAAACAAAAAACCUGGGAAAUUUUACUGACUCAAGUAUAAGCUGAGGGUGAGAAAUGCAGCAGCACCUGGUAAAUUUCAAAAGAAAAAUAGAUAUUACAUUAAUUGAGGCAUCAUAGAAUCAUAGAAUGAAAGAGUUGGAAGAGACCUCAUGGGCCAUCCAGUCCAACCCCAUUCUGCCAAGAAGCAGGAAUAUUGCAUUCAAAUCACCCCUGACAGAUGGCCAUCCAGCCUCUGUUUAAAAGCUUCCAAAGAAGGAGCCUCCACCACACUCCGGGGCAGAGAGUUCCACUGCUGAACGGCUCUCACAGUCAGGAAGUUCUUCCUCAUGUUCAGAUGGAAUCUCCUUUCUUGUAGUUUGAAGCCAUUGUUUUGCGUCCU